Messenger RNA from Musa acuminata AAA Group (dessert banana), 833 nucleotides. Its product is annotated as josephin-like protein. The record is from RefSeq and is a predicted model, not a curated record. The transcript has 3 exons. NCBI's taxonomy places the organism in Eukaryota, Viridiplantae, Streptophyta, Magnoliopsida, Zingiberales, Musaceae. Bases 141 to 692 code for a protein of 183 amino acids. Gene Ontology annotation, biological process: protein deubiquitination. Gene Ontology annotation, molecular function: cysteine-type deubiquitinase activity.
GGGGGAACCGCAUCCCUCCAUCGCUUCCUGUCUACUGGCCUACGGAACCUGGGUCGGUCCUUCCUCGCUCUCCGGUCUAGGGUUUUGACCCUCUACAGGAAUCAGGCCUACUUGAAGUCGAAAACCUACAAGUUCGAGGUAUGGAUGAAAAGCCUAUCUAUCAUGAGAAGCAGAGACUGCAGUUUUGUCUAUUGCACGCACUCAAUAACCUGAUGCAGUUCUUUGUGGUUAAGGAAAAGGACUCAUUUCGUCGAGCUGAGUUGGAUGCCAUUGCAGAGAAACUUUUGGCCGAUGAUCCUUUCAGAAGCCAAUGGACUCCCCUAUCAUUAAUCUUUAAGCCCCAUCACAAUGUCUUUACUGGAAACUAUGAUGUCAAUGUGCUAAUUGCAGCACUGGAGUCCAGAAGGAAAAGGGUUGUUUGGCAUGAUCGUCGAAAUGGAGCUUCUUCCAUUAACCUCGCUGAGGAAUCUUUGUUGGGUAUAAUGCUUAACAUCCCUGUUAGGAGGUUCGGGGGGGUUUGGAGUGGCAGGCAUUGGGUCUCAUUGCGCAAUAUCAAUGGUGUAUGGUACAACUUAGACAGUGAUCUCGCUUCACCAGUGCCAUUCGAGCAUCAAGAAGAGAUGAGAGAAUUCUUGAACAAUGUUAUCGAUCAGGGUGGAGAGAUUCUGAUCAUCCUGCGUGAGAAGCUCUGAGAUAAGACCAGAUCCGCUGCAUUUGGCUGAGUCGUUGUACCAUCUGUUACGUUUCGGAUAAUAUCUGAGCUCAAGGGAGUUGGCAUCCAUAGUGUGUUUGUUGUUUUCGUUGAUUCCAAAGGUGUCGUUUGCCAGUCACAA